AUGGCCCCCGAGAAGGAUACCCCCGCCACCUCCGGCCCCGAGACGGUCGCCGGGCCCCUGACGUCCGGAGCGGACGGCGACGUCGAGGCCUCCGGACAUUCGCCCCGGGUCGGCGAUGACGAUGCUCUCGCGAUGGUCGGCACGCACACGCAAGACUUCGACCCGGCCGUCGCAGCUCGCGCGGUCCGCAAGAUUGACUGGUUCCUCAUUCCCGCCAUGAUCUUUGGCUACGGCCUGGUCUACUACGACAAAGCAAUCCUCGGAUCGGCGGUCCUCUUCGGAAUGACCACAGACCUCCACCUCUCCGUCCCAACCCCCGCAGGCGGCGUCGACACCUCCCGCCUCUCCUGGGCCACAUCCCUCUUCUACUUCGGCAUGCUCGCCGGCCUGUACCCGAUGACCUACGCCCUCCAACGCUUCGACAUCGGCCGCAUCCUCGGCGCCGUCGUCAUCCUCUGGUCCGGCAUCUGCAUGCUCACCGCCGCCGUGACGACCCACCAGGGCCUCUACGCCCAGCGCUUCUUCCUCGGCUUCGUCGAGAGCAUCAUCCCCACCGGCUUCAUGUGCAUCAUCGCCGGCUACUACACCCAGCUCGAGCAGUCCCUGCGCCAGAGCUGGUGGUUCAGCUCCACGGGUCUCUUCACCAUCGUCGGCGGCGCCCUCAACUACGCCUUCGCCCAGAUCCGCUCCGGCGACCUCCGCCCCUGGCAGUACAUCUACCUCCUCGCGGGGUGCCUGACGUUCCUGUUCGGGUGCUUCUGCUUCGUCAUGCCCAACUCCCCCGUCUCGGCCUGGUUCCUGUCCCCGGACGAGCGCUUCGCGGCCGUCGAGCGCCUGCGCUACGGCCAGACCGGCGUGCGCUGCACAAAGUUCAAGACGUCGCAGCUCCGCGAGUCCGUCCUCGACGUCAAGGUCUGGCUCGUCGCGCUGAUGAUGGCCUCCGCGUAUACCAUGAACGGCGCCGUCUCCGGCUUCGGCCCGCUGAUCGUGUCGACUUUCGGGUGGACCUCCCUCGAGUCGAUCCUGUUCCAGUUCCCGCUCGGCGGCAUCUGCUUCAUCGUGAUCCUUUUGACGGGGUACAUCGGCUCCCGGGUUCCGAAUGUCCGGAUUCUGAUGCUGGUCGUCUGCUGCCUGCCCGUCAUCGCCGGCUGCGCGUUAAUAUGGCGUUCCGAGUGGACGCACCACGCCGCGGCGCCCGUGGUGGGAUACUCGCUGACCGGCUUCUUCGGCGGCGUCGUCAGCCUUAUCAUCACGUUGGGCAUGUCCAACGUCGCCGGCCAUACGAAGAAGAGCUUCAUGGCGGCGACCAUUUUCGUGGCGUACUGCGUUGGAAACAUCGUCGGGCCACAGCUCGUCAAGUCGCAGAGCAAAGCAGACCACUACCCAGAGCUUUGGUUGGGACUCAUCAUUUGCUACAUCAUCUGCAUCUUCGCCUCAGUGGCGCUGUACUAUGUGCUCUGGAGGGAGAACAAGAAGCGCGAAGCUUUGCCUGUCGACGAGGAAGAACGGGCAAAGCUCGCCUUUCAAGACUUGACGGAUAAGGAGAACCCUUACUUCCGCUAUGUCUACUGA
Messenger RNA from Colletotrichum karsti, 1572 nucleotides. RefSeq names its product major facilitator superfamily transporter. NCBI's taxonomy places the organism in Eukaryota, Fungi, Ascomycota, Sordariomycetes, Glomerellales, Glomerellaceae. Gene Ontology annotation, cellular component: membrane. The transcript has 2 exons. The coding region runs from base 1 to 1572 and encodes 523 amino acids. The record is from RefSeq and is a predicted model, not a curated record. Gene Ontology annotation, molecular function: transmembrane transporter activity. Gene Ontology annotation, biological process: transmembrane transport.